AUGCAGUCCGUCAAUCAUCCUAUCCCACGAUGCGUCUUCGCUCAAAACUACCUUGGUAACAUCCGCAGCAACAAUAGUAACAGUGAUAUUACCAGCACCGAAAACAAAAAGAACACAGAAGCGAACCAACAAUACCAAGACCUAGUGCACACUAAUGGCCAACAAAGAAAUCAAAGACACGAACGAGAGGACAAUGCUCUGCAAACAGACUCUGAGGUCAAGAUGGUCAGGACUCCUGAUUAUAAGAGGCACUAUACACAUUUAGGAAAGAGUUUACGAGGAACUCAUCUAUUAAACAAGCACCAAUACUUGCUACCGCGGCCGUACUCGCGACAGAACCAAAAGUAUCAUCAUCAUCAUCAUCGUCAUGCUAACCUGCCCGUGCAUCAACAAUACCGCUACAGUACAGACGAGAAUUGUGCACCAGAAUAUCAAUCUCAAAAACAUCAUUCCCAGCAACAACAGGUGGAUGGUCAGCAACAGCCUACCCAACAUCAAGAGUAUCGCCGUUCAUCACAACGAUAUUCGCCUCUGUCGCCCCUUCCUUCUUUUGGUCACAACACUACCAACGCUAACGUCAGUACGUUUCAUCGCCGUCACGAUUCCAAUUAUCACCAGCAGUAUGACGGCAGUGACAACGACCGCCAUUAUCCUCACUGUCCACGCACCGAUAUGAAUCACCUCGAAGCCAUGUUUCAUCCACUGCAUGACCCCAUGAUUGAACAAAAGCAACCGUCUACAACUGUAACCAGUCCAACAGCGCCUAUUCCACGAGACCAUAUGUAUCUGAAGGAAUCUCUUGGUGCAGAGCCUCCAUCAAGAGGCAUCACAUCAAAGCUCACAAGACAGCAUUUAUUGCCUCCACCGAUCUUAAUCCCAGAAGACGCGUCUUUAUCUCAGCCGCCCCAGCAGCAGCAUCCAUCGGUAUAUGACAGAAAGGACAUAAUCACAAUACAUACACAGCCACAACAAUUACCAUCGCCAGCACACUCAGCCAUGUCUCCAGAAUCUCCUUCAAGUCUUGCUAUUCACCUCUAUGUCCAUCAUCAUCAUCACCACUCACAACCACAACCAGAGCCUUCACCAGUGUCUGCUACAAUAUUUGCAUCAACUCCGUUCUCGUCCGAUACACCAAACUUAGAGCACUCUCUCUCCCUUCAUUCACAGCCACCAUGGCUUCUUUCACCCUUGAGUACAUCUCUAACUUCCCCGGAGCCUGGACUAGGAACUAAUACGUCUACGUACCCUAAUAAGUCCUUACCUUCACCAUUGCCAUCACCUCCACCACUAACCCCAGAAAUCGUUGCUCCCAGUAAUACGUUGGAAUCUUCGCAACCCUUUACUCGUCAUGACGUAAUUUAUCAAGUCUCACCACGGAGCAAUAAUGUGUCUCCUACAACACCUACGCUGGACACUAUGGCAGUUAUAGAAACGUCUAAUAGAGCAGAGAAUGACACAGCUUCAGUACCUUGGCUCACUCGCUGUGAUAAUCUUGCCAGCUUAAACACAAAGCAAAAGACCUUGUCACCGCUAUCUCCUGAGUUGUCUCCAUCACCAUCGCUUGGCGCUCCUGCUGUGGCUGCACCUACAACAGCAGAUACGGAAUGUCAGCCUUUGCAAACAUCGUCACAUAUGCCUCAAUCUCAACCUCGUCGUUAUCGACAGUACGAUUCUAUUCAUUCACUCAUGCCUGGCUCCGCCUUGGCUAAUCAACUAUUGUCGACCAUUUCUUCCAAAGAUCUAGCAAGGCUUUAUGUCCAUGCAGCGUACCACCUACAUUCACAUCAACCAAUUCGCAGAUAUGUCUUGAUGAAGAUGAUUAUGACUCAAGCUGAAGUGACACAAUACGGUCGCCUACGCGCAGAGAUGCCUCGAGCACCUGGACCAUCCACAGGGGCGCAACCCAAGCCGACUGGGCUCGGGUCAGAGGCCAGAAAAGGAUUGAGUGCAAGGCCAAAGGUGCCUUCCAAAUUGGGUCUCCAUGUGAUGACGAUCCGAUCUGAAAAGGAACAGCAAGCACUUGAUAGAGAGAAAUUGAGACAAAGAGCCUUUACCAUCUCACGGCUACAACAGCUGCAACAGCAAGAACAGCAACAGCAACAGCAACAGCAACAGCAACAGCAACAGCAACAGCAGCCUUUCUCAGCGCCAUGCGAGCCUAUUGAGGGCCUAGAAGGAUGGGUAUUAAAGGCAAAGUCAAUGAUAGGACUCUCCAAUUCCUGGAGACAGUCGUUAUCAAAAUCACUCUCUUUAAAAAAAAGCUCUUCCAACAACUUGAUUCCUUUGUCGCCACUAAAAACCGAUCUAUACUCGACAAAACGGUUCGAGGAGCUGGAGCUUGGUGGACGCAUCAGCUCAAUGAAAGCAAGGACAGCCUCAACCGCAAGUAUAACAAGAGGAGGGCUUAAUGCUUCUCAUCAUCAUCCGAUUCAGGCCUCUGAAGACGAUGGGGAUCCAGAGAUCGAUAGUGAUAAUGAAUGCGAAAGUCUUGAAGAGGAGGAAGAAGGAGAAGGAGAAGAAAAAGAAGAAGAAGAAGAAGAAGGAGGAGAACAAGAGCAAAGGAGGAAUCACACAUUGCAAAGGAAUAAACACAAACAAAGGUAUCGACAUAUGGCCACUACGCAUUCUGUCGACGCAAAAGAGGACGUACAAUAUUAUAUCCUUCAAAACCCUCUUAUAUCAGCAAUACCCACUUCCAACCAUUCUCAAUAUCGUCAGCACCACAACAAUCAUGUACUCAACGAUCAACUAUAUGAUUAUAACUUCAUCGUUGGUAAUACUGCGAAGUCAUCUUGGUCUGGUAAAAUCAAAAAUGCGCGUCGCCGGAUUGGAGCCAUUUCUCAAAACGAGACCACCUCCUCGGCCUUGGACUCGUACCAUCAAGCCUUGAUGAACCAACGGUGCCCGGGAACGUCCAUUCUGCGCAACGUAAAGAGCGCUGAUCGAAGAGACAUUAUCAGUAACAGUAACAGGUUACACUCCAGUCAUAGCAGAAGCGAUACUUGGGACGAAGGAGAGGCUUGGUCCUUUACAGAGUCCUAUGGCCUCUCGGGACUAUUGAUGGUGUCACUCCUCUGCUUCUUCAUGCUCUUGCUUGAGAGCCCAAGCCAAAUUCACUGGAUACAAACAGCUUUGCUGUCAAUCGUCCUUUGA
Messenger RNA from Lobosporangium transversale, 3153 nucleotides. RefSeq lists its product as hypothetical. Bases 1 to 3153 code for a protein of 1050 amino acids. The record is from RefSeq and is a predicted model, not a curated record. Lineage: Eukaryota; Fungi; Mortierellomycota; Mortierellomycetes; Mortierellales; Mortierellaceae. The transcript has a single exon.